Messenger RNA from Alternaria alternata, 1353 nucleotides. RefSeq lists its product as hypothetical. Lineage: Eukaryota; Fungi; Ascomycota; Dothideomycetes; Pleosporales; Pleosporaceae. The transcript has 3 exons. Gene Ontology annotation, cellular component: mitochondrial inner membrane. The record is from RefSeq and is a predicted model, not a curated record. Bases 294 to 1313 code for a protein of 339 amino acids.
GCAGGCUGUCGACACCAUACGCGGUGCUCAUCGUCGCCCGACCCGAGCGGAUCAUCUCAGAACAUAGACCAGAACAAUCCACGUGGAAUAUCAUUUUGACGUUUCUUUCUCCUCAUGACCGUUGAUUGACAUGCAACUGUUGCCUGCUUAGAGAGACUUACCUCGGAGUUAAGGCGGCUUGGCAUUUCUCGCGCUUUCCACCAACGAAAACGUCAUUAUUCGUUCGCAUAUAUCAUCGUUCCGCCUUCCGCCUCUCCAACGACAACAGCACUGCAAAGGCACACACGCGAAUCAUGGCGUCCCUCUUACGGAGACCGUUCGCCAUUACGGCGACACUGCGACAAGCUUCACCGAAAUCGCAAACCCUCACAUUCCGCGCUUUCCACAGCACGCCACUCAAGCAGCAUCCGCACUUGUUCCGACCCGCAAAGCCUACGGUAUCGACGUCGCAAAAUGUCUCCAAGUUCCAGCAAGCGUUCCGACGCGGAUACCAGCAGGCUGCCUACAACCCUGUAGCGCAGGGAGAUAUGCGACAGCGUCUGCUGUAUGGAGGUGGCAUCUUCGCAGGCACCCUGCUUGCGAUCAAUUUCAUCUUCAAUCGCGAGACACGCGAGGAUGGUGGCAUGCCGCCAUUCGAGCGCGAGUACCUUAACGACACCUUCAUGCACACUGGCCUUGGUAUUGGAAUGAUCGGAAUCGCAGCCCGCGCCCUGCACAUGAACGGAUGGAGCUUCAGGCUUAUGAGCGCAAACCCGUGGCUUGUGCUUGGUGUUGGUCUCGUUGGCAGCAUCGGAACUAUGUACGGCACCAUGGCCACUUCGCCUUCCAACUACGUCCAAAAGUACGCCCUCUGGACUGCCUUCAACGGUACCCAAGCCCUCCUUCUGUCGCCACUCUUCUUCAUGCACCCUGCCAUCCUCGCUCGCGCCGGUCUCUACACUGCUGGAAUGAUGGGCUCCAUCGCCUUCGUCGGCGCCACCGCCAAGACGGACAAGUACCUCUACCUCGGUGGCCCACUUCUCGCUGGUGUCGCAAUCGUCGCUCUCUCCGGUCUCGCUCCCCUCGUCGUCCCAGCCACCGCUGCCCGCACACUCAUGGUCACCGAGAACCUCUGGCUAUACGGAGGCCUCGCUGUCUUUGGUGGUUUCACCCUAUAUGACGUUCAAAAGGUGUUGAACCAUGCACGCCAGGCUCAGGCCGGCUUGAUCCCCAAGGAUCCCGUUAAUGAGUCCAUCUCGCUUGAGUUGGACUUUAUUAACAUCUUCAUCCGCAUGGUACAGAUUCUGGGCAUGAGCCAGAACAGGAGGAAGUAGAUUUAUCUAGAGAUGAUUGCAUAAGGAGGAUGUGAAGCUG